CUCGGGUCCAGUUCGCAGAGUGGCGUGGUCGAGUAACAACGUGUGAGUGUAGUGCAGUGUGGUGCGAUAUAAUUUUUGAAAGAACACAAUGGACCAUUGAUUUUUGAAGAAAAAUAGUGAAUUUGUAAAGUGCUUCAAAAUGGAUGUCAAAUCUCAUCUCCUGUUAGUGGCUGGCGUGUUUUUGAGCGCUAUUUUCUGGUGUGAAGGCGCAAGAGACGCAUCAUGUCCACGAAUUUGUGGGCCAGCACUUCAAGGUGAACCGGUUUGUGCGACCGACGGAUACAUAUAUCCAUCGUUGUGUGAGAUGAGGAAGAAGACUUGUGGAAAAGGAGUAAGACUGGCCCCAGAUCAAGGCUCCUGUUCAAGAGCCCAAGGGUCUAAAUGCGAGCACCGCUGCACUUCAGAAAGAGACCCUGUGUGUGGAACUAAUGGUCGCACGUACCUGAACAGGUGUAUGCUGCAAGUAGAAAUUUGCAGAGUUGGCAUCGGUCUCUCUCAUUUGGGUGCGUGCAACAAUAUAAGUGCACAUCGUGAAAACUGCCCCGUCGAUUGUUCCCAAGCCCCACUCGAUGGUCCCAUUUGUGGAUCAGAUGGGAACGUCUACAAGAAUACCUGUCAGAUGAAGUUGUUUACUUGUGGGCAAGGCGUCGUCCGGACUAAUAAGAAGCAUUGUCAAACGACGCGCCACUGCCGAGAGUCCUGUUGGCGUGUUGCCAGACCGACCUGUGGGUCGGACGGCGUAUUGUAUGCCAACGCAUGCAGAAUGAAGGCGACGAACUGUGGUAAGCACGUGUUCGAAGUGCCCAUGGCGUUCUGUGUGUCCCAAGAGCGGACCUCUGGCGGCGAAUACUGUCCCACCGACUGCUCCGAUCAGAAAGAGAAGCUGGUGUGCGGCUCCGACGAGAGCAUCUACAGGAAUGAGUGUGAGAUGAAGAUGCUUAAUUGUGGCGUGAACAGCAGAAAAAUAGUAAAGAAGGUAGACAUGGAGAAAUGCAAGUCGAAGAUGAGCAAGUGUCUCAAAGUGAAGUGUCCAAGCGAAGGUGAUCCGGUUUGUGGAACUGAUGCGAACGUCUACUACAACCCUUGUCAACUUAAAGUCGCUACUUGCCUGAAAGGAGUCCAGUUAGCACACUUCGGUAACUGCACUCUUCUGCCGCGGCUUGAGACUGAUUGUCCAGAAAAUUGUGACAACGUAGUCGAACAACCUGUGUGUGGGUCAGACGGAAAUGUUUACAAGUCACAAUGUGAACUCCGCCGUCUCACAUGUGGCCAACAUGUGGUCGCCGUUUCGGCGUCUCACUGUCGCACCACAGCACUUUGCCACGAAGACUGCCCAGAUACACCAUCCUUCGUGUGCGGAUCCGAUAACCGGUUCUAUAAGAACGAGUGUAUUAUGAAGAAGGAGAAUUGUGGAAAACACGUUUAUGUCGUGCCAUUGAAGCGCUGCCUCUCUCGGUUCAAAUACGCUGGUUGCGCUCGUGUCUGCCCACCGGAAUACGAUCCUGUCUGUGGGACUGAUAACAAGACUUACUCCAAUAAAUGCUUCUUGGAGAUGGAGAACUGCCGAUCAAGGAGUUUCAUGCAGCUAAAACAUCUAGGAACGUGCACAGAGCCAAUCGCUGAGGAGCCGAAAAACUAUUUGUAUCGAUAAUUCAGUGUUCAUAAUCGCUUAUGGUAACACCAUUUUCAAUUAGUGCCAAUUCUUUUAGGAAUGAUUUUUAUGCUAUAGCUUAGUUAUUUGCAUCUGGCAACUUUAUUUCAUAUUAAAAGUAUUUUCGUGGGAAAAUUUAGUAAAAAUAACCCGAUUGGGAAAAUCUGGAUAUCAACAUUAAAAAUUAAGACAUAAAAUGAAACUUACACCUUUUUAGUAUUGGUUAAAAAACUUUAGGACAACUUUCAUAUUCUUUCUUAUGUAAACGUAGUUUAGAGGGAAAAACUUAAUGAAAAUAACCUUUUAACUGGGAAACCCAAGGAAUCCAAACUUUACAAAAAACACACAAAUACCGAAAUAUCUGACAGAAGCAAGUUUUCCCUUUUUUGUAUCGGUUAGCAAGCACACUAAGAAUAAAGUAUAAUUAAACAAAAGAAAGACGAAACAAUUUCCAGGUUAAAUUAAAAACGUUCGAGCGUGAACUCCAUCGUACUUGCUAUCGAAACGAUAACGUUUCUUCGGAUUGUAUUGUGAUGUACUGUUUAGAAGAUAUCUUGUAACAGUCUGUUACAUAAACAAGAUAUUUGACAAAUAGAUAAAGCAUGCCAGUUGCUUUAUAUUCAUCGUCUUCCAUUCGUUUUUAUUAUUAAGUACAAAAUUAUAAUCUCUCUGUUAUUCUCUACGUAAGUUCUAGUUAGCUUAUUCAAAUAUCGUCGCAUUAUUAAAAGUUUUUUCUUAAAAAAACUUAGCCCAUUUCUAUAAGCUUUUUCGACACAAAGCUUAAAGAAACUUAGUUUUUUGGAAAUAAUUGAUUAAGCUGGCCGUUGGCAUAUAGAUUAAGAUUUCUGACUGUUUAUUUAUUGUUCUUAUUUAUUAUGUAAUUUGUAAAUACUUUUAGGAUUAAAUACAUACCAGACAACAUAACUGCUUAUACGAAUAAUGUAUUUGUCUGGUCCGUUAUAAAUAAUGAUUGGCAUGGGUUUUGAGACCAAAUGCGGUUCGUUAUUUAUAACCAAAUCUGCACGGUUGCAUUUAAUAAACGCAUGUUUCUAUGUAUAACUUUAGCAAAUUCUAAUAGUUUUAGUCUGUGUACCGAUGUUUUAUAGACAAAUAAAAUGUUUAAAUAAA
This is a messenger RNA of Pieris rapae (cabbage white), 2779 nucleotides long. RefSeq names its product serine protease inhibitor dipetalogastin. The record is from RefSeq and is a predicted model, not a curated record. Lineage: Eukaryota; Metazoa; Arthropoda; Insecta; Lepidoptera; Pieridae. Gene Ontology annotation, molecular function: protein binding. The transcript is spliced from 12 exons. Gene Ontology annotation, biological process: cell differentiation; multicellular organism development. The coding region runs from base 140 to 1651 and encodes 503 amino acids.